ACAAAGUCCUCUCUUCAAGCUCUUCCACCCAAACAAAACCUUUCUUUUCUCUUCACACAACAACCUCAAAGAGUCAGUCACAUGGCUGUCCCUCAAAAACUUCCGCCUCCGCCAUUUCCUCCUUCCACCGCAGAAACAACCACCGCGUUCUCCAUCCACGGCGACUCCUCCUCCUCCUCCUAUAUCUCUGACGUCCAUCCAGACAUUCUCAAAACGCAUAUCCUAACUCGUCUCGACGGUCCCGCCCUCGCCUCCGUCGCUUGUGCCUCCACGGAACUCCACUCCCUCGCUUCUCAAGAUGAUCUGUGGACCAUCAUUUGCCGCUCUACUUGGCCGUCCACCGACGUACCACGGUUGCGCCAAGUUAUUUCUACUUUUCCCCACGGACCUCGUUCCUUCUUCUCCGCCUCGUUUCCUCUGCUCUCCGUCGAUCAAGCUUCCGCCACUUCUCCGGUCAAUCAUGAUCGUCCAUCCGAACUGAUAUCUGCCGUCGAUAUUUACUACCGGAAUGAGCUCAUUUUCAGUAGAGUUGUGGAGACAGAGACAGAGUCCGGGUGGUUCCGGUGCUCGCCUUUUAGAAUCGACAUGCUUGACCCUAAAGAUACGUGUCCUACGCCUAUAUCGCAUCCGGACACACAGGACGCUCGCCGAGAGCUGGCGGAAGAAUUAACUCUGAGCUGGAUUUUAAUCGACGCUGUCGGACGGCGAUCAAUGAACCUUUCAAGCCACAAGCCGGUUUCGGUGCAGAGACACUGGCUGAGCGGUGAGGUACACGCGCGGUUUGCUUCGAUAUUGGCCGGCGAGAAAGGAUCGUCAUCGGAGUUUGUGCAGUGCGGAAUUCUGGUGACCUGUGGAGGAGGUACUAGGGGUGGAGGAAUGCACGUUAGGGAAGUGAGCCUGCAAGUGGAGGACAUGGAUGGAAUGUUUUUGAAUGGAAAGGACAGUUUAGGAAUUUUGAACGGUUCAUUCGAGGGCAAGAAAGGAAUUAAGGGAAGAAGGGAGGAGGAAGGAAGGAAAAGGUACGAAGGAUUCUUGGAAAUGAAAAGGGAGAGGAAAGAAAGAAAAUUGAGAACUGAAGGCACAUUAGACACCUUAUGCGUGGGUUUCGGACUCUUGGUUCUUGUUUGUCUUGGCUUUCUUUGCUUGAGAUAAAUUUGCAGCUUUGUUUUUUUGUUUUUCUAAACAAAUUAUUAAUUUUCCACUAUAGAAUAAAAUAGAGUUGUACUUAUGAUAAUUUAACUUAUUUGAAUAAAAAAGAAUUAUACUUAUUA
Manihot esculenta (cassava) is the source of this 1271-nucleotide messenger RNA. Its product is annotated as probable F-box protein At2g36090. NCBI's taxonomy places the organism in Eukaryota, Viridiplantae, Streptophyta, Magnoliopsida, Malpighiales, Euphorbiaceae. The record is from RefSeq and is a predicted model, not a curated record. The coding region runs from base 82 to 1152 and encodes 356 amino acids. Gene Ontology annotation, molecular function: protein binding. The transcript has a single exon.